UUUUGACUUCCGGUUUUGAAAAUUUUGCAAAUUUAAAAAAUAUUGAAAUGCCUCUAAAAUUGCCAAGGGAAAGGCUACUGUCUGCCGUUAAUGUGAUUCUUAGGGUUCCAGCGUUGUUUAUUGCUGAGAUUUGGUACCGAACCGACUUGAAGACAGCAGUCAAACUUGGAAGCAAAAAAGGAGAAAGUGUUUUGGACAUGGAAAAAACAAAUGGCAAGAUUAUAAUAUUGUCUGUAUAUUAUUUUGCAAUCCUGUUUGCCGCAUUAUUGAUGAUUCUACCAUUGAAGCGACUUGUGAAUCUCUACAUGUACAUUGUAAGCUCUCUCCUCAUCUGCGGUGGUUCAUUCUUAUCCAUGCACUAUGUGGCCAUAGAGAAGGAAAACCAGAAUAAAGACGUUUCUGUAUUUGAAGACAAAGAAAAUAUUGAAAUGAUUGGCUUCAACUUGAUAGUCCAAGGAGCAAUAUGCGCCACCGUGACGUAUCUCCUGGAGCUAAAACAUUGGUCAAGAUUUACCCUGUUGGCCUAUACGUUACCCGUGAUGGCAAGGAUCGCUAGUAUACCAGCUGAGGAUCUUCAUCGCGUACACAACUUCUCCACAUUUGUGAUCUGUGUAGCAUUGUUCUUUUUUGUGUUGAACAACUUAGGCAGAGCGAUUGAUAUAAUGAGAUUAACGCUGUAUUAUGCUUAUCUUCAAACACAAGUAUUUGGAUGGAUCUCAUUUACUCUGCUAACGUGCGCGAAGGUGCUGUUGCCGGCACAGUUCCUAACAUUCUGGCUCGUGAUGAUUCUCGUGCAGUUAUACCUGUUCGUUAUUACCAAUCAAAAUUCUAUGGCUGAUGAAGGUUGGUUGAUUAUUCUGCUAGCAAGUACCGGAGAAUGUUGCGCUACACCUAUAAGUCUCAUAGGCACAUGUUUCGCAGUGUCUUACACAGCAUUCAUUGUUCUUGCCCUCACUAAACUGUUCCUACAGGGCUACAAUGCCUUCAUGAUGGACAAUGUCAUGCAUCAAGGAUGGACAGAGGGCUUCACGAUGUUCCUACUUGCCAUACAGACUGAUCUAAUAACAUUGAAGUCUGCACAGAGAGCUUUCUUAAUGAGUAUCAUAUUAUUCAUUGUUCUAUCAUCAUUAAUCCAAUCCAUGUAUGAAGUCGCUGAUCCUAUUUUGUUAUCACUAAGCGCUUCUCAUAAUAAAAGUAUUAUCAAGCACGGUAAGGUUGUUUUACUGUGUACAUUCCUGUGGAUGUUUCCAUUGUAUAUGUCAAUUUCUAUUUGUAAAUAUUUUGAUAUCGAUUUUUGGCUGCUUGUUAUUUUAUCUAGUUGCGUGUUAACCAGUGUCCAGGUGCUUGGGUCUCUAUUAGUCUAUGGUCUCUUCAUGUACGACAGUCUCAGGCAUGAACCCUGGGAACGUCUAGAUGAUUUGGUUUUCUAUGCUAAAGCCACCACACGCAUGUUUGAAUUCCUCGUUGCAGUUAUUGUAGUUUUUUACGGAGUACGGGAAACUUUAUUUGGUAGUUGGAGCUGGGUGAAUGUGUCAAUUCUAAUCAUACAUUUUUACUUUAAUGUCUGGUCACGCAUGCAGCAAGGGUGGAGAAGUUAUCUCCUUCGUCGAAAAGCUGCUGCAAAAAUCGCAUCUCUUCCCGAUGCCAGUGAAGUGCAACUUAAAACUCAUAAUGAUGUUUGUGCAAUAUGCUUUCAAGAUAUGAGAAUUGCGAAACUGACAAAAUGCCAUCAUUUUUUUCAUGGCCUUUGUUUAAAAAAGUGGUUAUAUGUGCAAGAGAAUUGCCCGAUGUGUCAUCAGAAAAUUGAUUUUGGUGGUGAAAGUGAGGAUACUAAUAAUGCAAACGGUGCUGGUGAUGCAGUAAAUAUUGUACAAGAGAAUGUUGAAAAUGAAGAUAAUCUGCAAGCUAAUGUAGAAAAUGAAAAUAUUGUACAACUACAAGAGGAUGUAGAAAAUGAAAAUGGAGCGCAAACUAAUGUAGAAAAUGAAAAUACUGUUCAAGAGAAUGUGGAAAACUGAAAUAAACAUAGCAAAAAAUGUAACAUGUAUUUUUAAAUGUAAUAUAGAAGGGAUAGUGAGUCUAAAAUGUUGGAAGCAAUCUUCAAAAACCAUGGCAAUGUUUUUCAUAUAAUUUUCAUUUCAUUUCCUGGGAAAUGAAUUUAAG
Messenger RNA from Owenia fusiformis, 2163 nucleotides. The record is from the annotation of a GenBank genome assembly. NCBI's taxonomy places the organism in Eukaryota, Metazoa, Annelida, Polychaeta, Sabellida, Oweniidae.